Molecule: messenger RNA, 1035 nt
Organism: Theileria orientalis strain Shintoku
Lineage: Eukaryota; Apicomplexa; Aconoidasida; Piroplasmida; Theileriidae
Exons: 7
Coding region: 1-1035 (344 amino acids)
Biological process (GO): rRNA processing
Cellular component (GO): nucleus
Molecular function (GO): protein binding
Source: RefSeq, a predicted model, not a curated record
AUGGACGUUAUCAGUACUGUAAGCUGGCUCCCUCGCAAAUAUUGCGAUUCUGAUUUCUUCAAAAAUUACAUCCACAAAGAUGAUCCGGAGCCAGAAAUGGAUGUUGAUGAAUCCGAUAAGGAAGAGGAAGUAGGGGAAGUCCCUGGAGAUGAGUUCGACCUAGAACAUUACGACGACGACGACCUCGUUCCAAACGAGCAAAUGUUUACAAUGAGUUCGAAGGACGAGAAGUACAUUGAGGAGGACGAGGAGGACGUGAAGGCAAGGAAGCUGGAGGAGUCAGACAGGGUCAUAAUAGCAGGUGUUAACUACGAACACCUCUCGGCGCUGGUGGUCUACAUCUACGAUGUCGACACGUGUGGGCUGGAGCCGAACCACACCAUUGAACUGGCAAGCUUUCCACUGUGCUCGGAGGUGGUUGGAGAAGUUGAAACGAUGCCACUGCUAGCAGUUGGAACAUUCGAGCCUGAGAUAAACUUGUGGAACAUAAGUGAAAUAAACCUGCUGAACCCGUUCGUAUCACUGGGGGGAGACAUAGAGGAUAAAACGGCAGUUUUAUCGAUAUCGCACUCAAAAAACACAAAGAACCUGCUUGCAGGAGGUUACUCAGAUAACGUAGUGAGGGUUUGGGACCUAAAGCAAACAUCGGUGGCACAAACACUGAAUCAUCACACAAACAAGGUUCAAGUUGUAUCAUGGAAUCCCAAGGACCCUUACUUGAUGUUCACAGGGGGAUUUGACAAGGUGGUUACACUGGUAGACCUUAGACAGAGUAAACCAGCGGUAAGUGGACAGUUCCAUAAUAUUUUUAUUCAGUCAACAUAUAAAAUGGAGGCAGAUAUCGAAUGUGCAAUUUGGUCCUCGGACCAAAACACAAUUAUUGGUCUGGAGACAGGAGAAGUGUUUGAAUAUGAUUGGUCAGCAGGAAAAAAAAGAUGGAAAAUGAAGGCACAUAAAAAAAACUGUACAAGCAUAUCCAAAGUUAAAGGUGGGUCCCGUAACAGGAUCACAGCAAUCACACAAGCGAGAGCGUGA